Messenger RNA from Fraxinus pennsylvanica, 1146 nucleotides. The record is from the annotation of a GenBank genome assembly. Lineage: Eukaryota; Viridiplantae; Streptophyta; Magnoliopsida; Lamiales; Oleaceae.
AUGAGAUGCUUCUGUCCACACUUGGAUGGAGGCAUGAGAUGCCUCCAUCCACUUGGACGGAGGCAUGGUGCCUCCGUCCAAGUUAAGAUAUACGAUAUAUAUCGCCACCCAAUUGAAAGUUCAGUCCAGAAAUAUCUAUUCCUAUUUACCUGCCAACCUAUUAAUUUCCAGUUCCUCCAAGUAUAUGUGGCUGAUGGACCUGAAAACAACACGUGGCCUCUAAGGAAAAAUCAAGGAAAAGAGGAAUUGACAUGGAGGAUUUUUUCUCUGAAGGAAUUGCAAUUGGCCACAAACAAUUUUAAUUAUGACAAGCAGCUUGGAGAAGGUGGAUUUGGCAGUGUUUAUUGGGGUCAGCUUUGGGAUGGGUCUCAACUGCAGUCUCUGUUCUUCAGCCAAGGAUUUCGAAUUGACUCUGUUGCAGACGAUGAUUCAUCAUCUGCACAAAUCUACAAUUCCAGUCCGUUCCACUCUGCUAGUUUGUUUGUUCUUGGUUUAUUCUUGUUGUGUUACUACUGGUUCUUCAUAUUCAACCUUCAUUCUUCCAGUGUUAGGAAUUUCCUCUUACCAGCAAUACAAAAUCUAUUGAAAGUCUCUGAUGCUUUCGAUCCAGUACACAAGAAAGCUCUUGAAAUAAUGUUAAGGGAAAGAUCAGGUGGAACAUUGGAUGCUAUUAGUAAGGUGAUGGGUGCUCACAUUGGGCUUGCAUCAUCUGUUACCAGUUUCUUUGGUGACCAUGGGUUACUGAGAAAAAGGGAAAGUGAUGAGCCAGGAGCGUUGCUAAUAACAGAUAUACUUCAAAGGCAGUGGAAGAGAAAAGGAUACUACAGAUUAUCGACUGCAAAUAGAAAGAACGUGAAAGUCACAAGGUUUGGAGCUGGAAACAUAAAGCGGUCAUGGAGGAUAAAAAAGUUUCGAUUUAGACUGCCUUCUCCAUUGAAACUGUGGUACAAAUUCAAGAACGCCUACAUGAACAUGAUGCUGAAGAUGGCAGUAAAUUCAGGCUCUGACAAAACAUUUGGUGCAAAAAGAAUUCCCAAAGCUCGACAACCUUCACUGCCUCAUACCAAUACUGAAUUUGAAAACAGGUUGAUAUAUGAGAUUUAUAAGUCCAUGGUGACUUCACUGGAAUUGGGUUAUACUAAAUAG